AUGGAGAGGCAACUCUAUUUAGCUAAUCUACUUGGUGUGGAGAGAGUUGAUAAACAUGAACGGUAUCUGGGACUACCUACUUUCGUGGGAAGAAAUAAAACAGCUGCUUUUGGCUAUUUAAAAGAAAAGCUCACAAAGAAGGUGGUGAGUUGGCGUGAGAAACUAUUGAGUGGUGCAGGAAAAGAAAUCUUGAUCAAAGCAGUUGCUCAAACGGUUCCCAAUUAUGUUAUGAACUGUUACAUGCUGCCUACGGGGAUGUGUGAAGAUUUGCAACAAUUGUGUGCAGGUUUCUGGUGGGGAGAUUCGGAAGAAAAACAAAAAAUUCAUUGGCAGUCUUGGGAUAGAUUAUGCGUUCCCAAGAUGGAAGGAGGAAUGGGUUUCAAGAAUCUUCACUGGUUUAAUCUUGCGAUGCUUGCAAAGCAAGGGUGGAGAAUUUUGAAAAAUCCAAAUUCUCUUAUAGCUAGAUUGUACAAAGCAGUCUAUUAUCCUAAUGGUGAUUUUAGCAAUGCAGAAUUGGGAGAUAGGCCCUCAUUUCCUUUUUGCAGCAUAUGGGAGGCUAGAGAUGUAUUGUUACGUGGUCUUCACUAG
Rosa rugosa (rugosa rose) is the source of this 588-nucleotide messenger RNA. RefSeq lists its product as uncharacterized. The coding region runs from base 1 to 588 and encodes 195 amino acids. The transcript has a single exon. NCBI's taxonomy places the organism in Eukaryota, Viridiplantae, Streptophyta, Magnoliopsida, Rosales, Rosaceae. The record is from RefSeq and is a predicted model, not a curated record.